AUGCCCCGGUGAUGGCGUUUUUAGCAGCUCCAAAAUCCAAGUGGAGUUCUGCCAUAAACCUUGCGGGAUCUGGGGAAGUCUGUCUCUCAACGACACAUCGAUGACCCUCGGGUACAAAUUCAGUUGGGGAUAUCCACCGAAAGCUGGUCUCUGACAAUUGACCAAUGGCUUCAAGAAAUGUACACCUACACGCCAAACUUUUCUCGCUAACCAGUGUCUGAUGGUCGGAGUAGAUUUAAAAAUUUUCAAUUUUACAAUUUCACCUUCGGAAUGAGUAACAAUACAAUAGGCGGUCCAGAAUUAUUUUCCUUGCUUGAGUCUAAUAAACCCAGCGAGGUAGAUGAAACAAAAACAGUUCUUCACGAACACUUCCUAUCGACUAAAGACAACUGGUUAGUUAAUGGACUCUUUGAAUAUUAUCUUUCAACAAAUUCAAAUAGAGCUAUUGAUGUUUUGGCUAAAGUUCGAGAGCCACAUGACAAACACUUGCUGGAUAGACUGUAUGAAGCUCUUGCCAAACCGAAUAAUCAAGGUCAAAAACUACUGACUCUUACACUCUUGGGCCAUGUGGCACGUCGUCAACCCACCUGGCUUUUUAAGCUUGCUAAUCAUCAACUCUUUAAAGAACUUCUUAAAUUACUAAAAAUGGAGGGAGAAACUUUAUCAUUAAUGAGUGCACUUUUAUUAUUGGUGACAUUAUUGCCAAUGAUACCGGGAGUUCUUGGACCACAUCUUCAUGACAUUUUCGAAGUUUUUGCCCGUUUAGUUACAUUUUAUUACAAUCAAGCUUCUCAACUUUCAUCACAGAAUUCGACUUCUGUCGAGUGGGAUAGAUUUUAUUUUUUACACUUACAGGUGGGACUCUAUAGUCUUUUUCAUAGACUGUAUGCAAUGUACCCGUGUAAUUUUGUCUAUUAUCUUCAACAACAAUAUCAACGAGAUCCAGAAUCAACAUUUUCAUAUACUGUACAACCAAUGUUGGAAUCUGUCAGGAUGCAUCCACUUUUAAUAACUAUGUCAAAAGAAGCGGAAAUUAGUCAACAAAGGUGGAAAAAAAUGGAACAUCAUGACGUUGUAGCGGAAUGUGGAAAAUUUACUAUAGAUAGGAAAAAUCAAGAGGAAAUUGUUGUACCUACGAAAAAUCCACGUUUCACUCCAAAUCCAGAUUAUCCAUAUCCUGGAAGUGAUACAAUUGGAGAGGAUGAUACAUUUUGGUCUCCGAGUAUGAUAAUGCCACCACAUAGUCCUCCAAUUUUACAAACACAACCUCAUGAAAUAAGAUCAACGCCCUCGACUCCUGGUAAUAAAAGUAGAACAUCACCACCUGAAGCGGCCGUCGAAGCUACUCCAGAAACAACACCUGUCAAGGACUCAAGACAGAUGCCAUCAAGACAACCAAUGAGUAAUUCAGCUGUGAGAGCACUUGGCGCAUUUGGAAAUGGAGUUCUCGGUGUGAAUUCUCGACCGUCAACGCCAAAUUCUGUGAUUUCUUCAAAUUUCACAUUUGGUGGCGGUGAUAAUUCUUUAAUUACGUCCUCAAUUCUUUCGCAAAAACUCGAGAAAGUUGAAUCCGAUAGAUUUAAUUUUCAAUCGCCAAAAUCAAAAAACAUUUCAAAUAUCACGGAAAAAUUGUCAGAAACUGACGUCAGUCAAAAUGGAAAAAAUGAUUCUUGGCAAGAAGAUCAGGAGAUUUUGGAAAUUGUGAAUGCAAGGGGCAGUAGAAAUAGUGCAUCGAAUUAUUUGCAACAUCGAUUGCAAAUGAAUGAUUGUGUAAAGAAUACAAAUGUCCAAAGAUUUUGUCCCAUUUCACAAACAAUAAAAUUGGAUAAUAUUGUAAAAAAUGAGGAAAAAUUAGAUUGCACCGAACAAAAUGCAAGUAAAACGAAAAAAACAGAGGAAAUUGGUACACAAACAUUAGAUUUUAUUCCCUAUGAACAUCUUCUUAAAGAUAUUUGUAAUCAAAAAAAUCAAGAGGCCAAUACAGAGCCGCCCACAAUUCUUCUCGAUCGUUAUAUUGAAACUUGUGUUGGUACAAAUAGUUCCAGUGAUUAUAAUCGAUCAAGAUCGAAUGUAUCGAAAGUAAAGCAAAGAAGACGCGAUGAUGAUCAACAAGAUGAAAAUGUGGACGAUGACGGCCUACAUCACGAUUGUAUUAAUCAAUUGCAACUCGUUCAAAUGCUAUUACAAUUUGAAAGACAGAGACGAGAAGUUCUUGCCGAACGAAAUCGAAGGCUAUUUGGCAAAAUGAGAGAUUCACGAGUUUCUGAAGAACAUAACGUUGCUCUUAAUGAUCGUCUAAGAAUUCUUGACGCUGAGAAAAGUGCACUGAAAACAGAAUUGGAUCGCAGUAAAGCAGAAAUUCGUUCAAUUGAUGAAAGAUGUUCACAGGCCUUACAACAUUGGCAGUCGAAGUGCGUUGAGGAACAACAACAAAAUCAAACGUUUAAGGAUAAAAUCGAAGAUUUGGAAAUAAAAUUAAAAAGUGAGAGAAAAAAAUCAUCGGAAGGCGAGCGGCAUAUACAAUCACUUGGUUUUGAUUUAUUUAAUGCGGGUAAUCAACUUCGUGAGGCUUUGAAAACAGUGAAUUACGCUGAAGAAUUGCAAAGAAAAUUGUGUACUAUUAAAAAACAAUUUUUGCUUUUCCGAGAAGCGCAAAUGCGAAUACAACAUGAACGCACAGAUAUUUAUAUGAAAGAGGCUAAAGAAGAGGCGGCCGAAAUGCUCCAACGAUCAUACGUUGAAGAAUUGCAAACACUACGAAAACAAGUGGAAAAUGGAAAAGCACUUGUCGAGGCGUAUAGAAAUCGUUUAGGCGAAUUGGAGAAUAAAGAAGCGCGCAAGGAAAAUCAAUUAAUUGAUCAACAACGUCUAUUAUUGGAGGCAAAAGAAAGACAUGAAUCAGAAUUACAAGCUGUUGAAUCAAAAUAUAAAGCGCAAAUGGAAAUAAAUCUUCUUCUUCAAGGUAGAAUUUUGGAGUUACAUGGAAAAUUAGAGACUGAAAUAUCUCGAACUGGUUCAGUGAAAAAUUUAUCGGCUUCGGCAUCACCAAAAGAACAAUGUUCACCGCAAUUAUCGGCCAGUCAUGCAUCUUCCAGCGGCGAUAAUAUUCAAUAUAAUACUGGAAAUACAAUCAAUGAUUACAGUGAUCAAACUGGUGAAAUACCGAAUUUGCAUGCCAUCAUAGAACCACGUUCGAGUCAAAUAUUGACUUCGACCCGGUCUAAUCAACAUCGAUAAAAAAAAAAAAACAAAAAAAAAUUAUAUCAAUGAAUUGAACAAUAUUGUACAUUUUAUCAGGUCUUUCGUAUUUGACCUUGCUGUUCAAAGAAAAAAGAAAAUUUUUCCUUUUUUUUUUCUUUUUCAGAAAAAUUAAUUAGUAGCUUCUAAUCAAUAGGCUAAAAUUAAUUAUUCAGUGAAAAAAAAAAAAAAUUUAAAUGUUGCAUGAUCGCUAUCGCUGGGUGGAGAUUUUUAUUAUGAUUUGUCUCCACUUUUCGAUCAGCAGCUUCUUUAACGACGAAUUCACUAUCUGAAUAAAAGUUGAAAUAUUUUGUGAGCAAUCUUAAACAAAAAAAAAUUAAUUUUUCUUUCCACUCCUUUUUUUUUUAAUCAUAUGGGUUAUUAAAGAAAAUCAAGUUUGAUAUAAAAAAGAAAACAAUGUAUUUGCAAACAUAAAUGAUUAAAAUUCGUGUAUAAUACUGAACGAUAAAAAAAAAAAACUGUCGAAUAUCACACGUGAAUAACACGCACAAAUUAUAUUUGUACAUCGAUUGUAAAUUAUUUUAAAAUUUAAUGACAAAGACUAUAAACAAUGAAAAAAUUAAACAAAA
This is a messenger RNA of Leptopilina boulardi, 3827 nucleotides long. RefSeq names its product hamartin (gene Tsc1). Gene Ontology annotation, cellular component: TSC1-TSC2 complex. Gene Ontology annotation, biological process: negative regulation of cell population proliferation; regulation of cell cycle; negative regulation of TOR signaling. The transcript has 13 exons. Bases 271 to 3237 code for a protein of 988 amino acids. The record is from RefSeq and is a predicted model, not a curated record. Lineage: Eukaryota; Metazoa; Arthropoda; Insecta; Hymenoptera; Figitidae.